AUGGCCGACGUGGAAGAGCCUGUGUUCAACACUCUGGCGGAGCGUAUCGCCGCUCUGAACCAGCAAAAGAACUUCAAAGCCCCUUCGACUGCUGGCAAACGACCUCCGCCCCCGCCCCCCGUUCGAGCCGCAACAGAGAUUCCUGUUGUUCAUCCGACAUCACCGAGUCGAAAUGGAGCUCUUUCGACCCCAUCGCUUCCUCCACGCCCAACCCGGGCUGCUUCCGCUGUCGCUAGACCUCCUCCGUUGCCGCGACGAACCACCGAGCAAGACAUCCCGGAGGACAAGCCGAUGCCCACCUUGACCAGGAAGCCGCCACCACCCCCAUUGCCCUCCCGAACCUCUUCACAGGAGAUCUCGCCGGCCCUCCCACCUCGACGGACCGUCUCGGCUUCUCUUCCUGUUCCAGGCGCUCGAAGAAAUUCCAAUUCGUCCGACAUCUCAUACCUCUCUAAUGUGUCCACAUCGUCCUGGAACAAUACCGCCUCUUCGUCCGCCCGCACUAGCAUCACGUCCGAUAAUGGCCAUCCCAUGAGGAAGUUGCCGCCAGCAUUUGAUCAAGCCAAGCUUCCGCCAUUGCCUCCGACACGACGUGAACUCGAAGCAAAGGCCAGGGAGGAAGCACAGCAACAGCAAGAACGAGAAGCAAAUCGAUCAGCUCCUCCCGCCCUGCCCCAAGGGCCCCCGCGACUUCCAUCACGUUCUUCGUUACCGCCUCCAUCUUCUGCAUCCCGCGAACCUCCGGCACUACCAUCGCGCCCAUCUCUUCCACCUAGGCUUCCUUCACGGCCAGCUAGGCAUUCUAAUUUCCCUGACGUCGAGGAAGAGCCGGGCCCACCUCUUCCCAAUCGCCAACUACCACCUCCACCGCUCAGUUACAGACCAAAAUCCAUUCCCGAGCCAGCACCACCACCCAUCCCGCUAAGCUCCCGACCUACACUCGAUGUUGUUGUAUCCCGAAAAGCCACUGGCACUGAUGUCGUUCCUCGAUCAGUCUCCGCCCCUCCAGUCGGUCCUGUCUGCCUCAUAUGCCGCGACUUCUCCGGGCCUGAUACUGUUGCGGCACAACAUCCGACCUCCUCACUUCCACGUCAUGACACCGUUCGCUACCUAGCCCACUGCCACCACAACAUGGCAUACGACGUCCACGGCUUCUUCAAUAAGUGCAUUCCGCACCAUUCGUCACCCGCUGAGCAGAUAUUCAGCGGCAAAGCCGUUUGCCAGGGUUACGCAGAGGUGUACAAAUCCAUUGCCCUUGCUGCUGGUCUAGAAUGUGUCCUCAUCAGUGGCCACGGCAAGGGAUUCGGCCACCACGAUUUAGCCUCUGGCGCUCCUAUUCCUCCUGAAGAUAGUAACCACGCCUGGAACGCGGUCCGUAUCGACGGCGGUGAGUGGAAGAUCAUCGAUGCUUGCUGGGGCGCUGGCCACCUGGGCCCCGACAACCAAUUCCAUCAGAAGUUUAGCCCGGAGAUGUUCUACCUCCCCAACGAAAUUAUCGGCAAGAAACACUUUCCAACAGACCGGCGACACUUUUACCGCUCCGACGGCCGCAUCUUGACCUGGGAGGAGUACAUUCUCGGAGACGGCCCUACUCCGUGCUGGUACGGCGACGCAGACAAAGACGGACUGGAUCAGUUCAGCCUGGAGCCGCGGACGGCCACGAUCCCCGUCUACAGCGGCGAAGUGGUACGGUUUCAGUUCAGCAAGGUGUGCGUGCAUUGGGACCCGGAGAGGCACGGCGGAGGGAAGCAGUACCUCUACGUCGUGGCGAUUGAGGGGCGAGACGGAAGAAAGAAGGACUUUGUGCCCCUGGAUACGGACGGGUUCUGGUGGUGGGCGGAUAUACCUGCUAUUGAUCUGGGAGCGCCGGGACAAAAGAUCACGGUGUUUUCGAUCACGACGUUAGACAAUAAGUGUGCGAGAGGGUUGACGACGGAGGAGUAUUUGAGGAGGAAGGGGAGGUGCGCGUACAGCUUCCAGGGGAUAUGUGCUUGGGAUUUGGUUUAG
Molecule: messenger RNA, 2007 nt
Organism: Sordaria macrospora k-hell
Lineage: Eukaryota; Fungi; Ascomycota; Sordariomycetes; Sordariales; Sordariaceae
Cellular component (GO): cytoplasm
Source: RefSeq, a predicted model, not a curated record